AAGAAGCGUCAUUUGUUGUUCUGCAUACGUACACCAGUCAUCUCUCGAGCUGCCCAACGCACUGCAAGCAACAAGCCUUGACAUAUAUUGAAACAGAACUGUGUCGACCUUUACAGAAGCAGCGAACAUGGCAGCGAUAAUAUGUGUGAGCGACAUCGCAGCCUUGAAGGGCAAGAGACUCGCAGCUCUCCCAUCUAAACACUCAUGCGCGUGGAAUCCAAGGCUUCUCGUUUGCUGUCAAGUUAAUAAAGACAGCAGCAGCAAUCCAUUUAGUGGGCUAAAAGAUUCAGUAGACAAGGCCACGAAGAUUUCAAUCAAUAAGGAGGACAUUCUUCGCAAGCAGGAGCAGCAGCAAACUGAGAAACAGUCCGUGUUUGGCGCUGUCCCAAAGUCGAGUUCUUUUUGUCCCCGGCCAGAACUUGAUAGACGCCCCGAUAUUGGAUCCCGAUCGUUUGGAAGUUUGCUCACAUUCGAUGGAGCUGCGCCAGAGACUAUCAACGGUCGACUGGCAAUGCUUGGAUUUGUGUGGGCGCUAUCUGCCGAGAAAGCCACUGGUCUGACGGUGGUGGAGCAAAUCUUCAACCCAGGAACCUCUGGCUUAGUUUUCUUCAUCGGAGCAAUUCAGAUCUUCACUUACGCAUCCCUGAUUCCAUUCCUGCAUGGAGAAUCGACAGACGGCAGGAGCUGGGGUCCGUUCACUGCCCGAGCGGAGCGCUGGAACGGGCGACUGGCCAUGAUUGGGUUCGCUGCUUUGAUCAUCGACGAGUUAAUUCACCAGGGACCUCUCAUACAGUAAAAGGCCAUUGCGAACACAUGUUACCUGAAUACUAAUUUAAACAUCCCUGUAGUUGUAAUUUCUUUCGAGAUGGAAUCCGUCUGUAAAAAUUCAAGUACGUAGUAUUCGGGCACAUGACGGAUAGAGUAGAAAAGCUAUCCCCUUCUUAUUUAAUUCUUCUUUUCCUUGUGGCUAGUUGUCUGUCCAGGAUUGAACCCUAAACGGUCGCGCGUAUCACAUAUCAUUGCGUUUUCUCUUACCGGGUUCUUUGAAGAUUCAUUCGUUUGUUCAUUCGUGGCAGGAUGCGUCACUCUGGGUAGUUUCUGUGAGGCAUAUGCUUUUGUACAUUUAUAUAAGAUUCGGACUUGACGACUACACUCACGAGUACAAUUAUGU
Molecule: messenger RNA, 1171 nt
Organism: Marchantia polymorpha subsp. ruderalis
Lineage: Eukaryota; Viridiplantae; Streptophyta; Marchantiopsida; Marchantiales; Marchantiaceae
Source: the annotation of a GenBank genome assembly